AGUGCUGCUCCAUCCAUUCUGUUUAAUUCGGGGAACAACACACAACCAACGCGCUAUUUUGCCCCUCCCCCUCAUUUCAUUUCCGUUGUUUAUUCCUCCGUCCAUCCAUCCAUUGGGGUCUAUUUUCUUUUUUUCCGUAGCCCGAUUCUCGUCUCAUCCGUCGUUUCACUUCAUUUAAUAUCGAGACCAACAACAAUAACAACGACAUACAACAAACAAACUCACGAUAUAGUCUCGCCACCACCACCCAACCCCAACACGACUCCGCCAUACAAACCUCCAGUCCAUAAACACCAAAGCCAAACAAAACACAGCCAAAAUGGUCACCACCCGCGCCUCCUCCUCCCGCGCCGCCAGCGUCGAGCCCUCCUUCGCUUCCUCCCUCCCCCCCGCAACCCCCUCCGCCAAACGCAUCGCCAGAUCCAAAUCCAACAAAUCCUCAUCCUCCUCCGCCUCAGCAUUCAGCCAUGCCCCCACCACCGCAACCCUCGUCUGGCUCGCCGUCUCCCUGCCCCUCGUCAUCUGGGACACCGGCUACGUCCUCCUGCGGCCGCUCUCCAUGCCCGGCGGCUCCCUCCACUGGCCCGUCUGGGCGCCCUACAAGCUCUACGGCGAGGUCGACCACAUCUACGGCUGGAAGGCCUUCCACGCCGGCAACGGCUUCACCAGCGCCCAGGGCCUGCUCAACGCCAUCGAGACGCUCAUGUAUCUGUGGUAUCUUGCCGCCUGGCUCUUUAGCAGCAAGACCGAGGGGGGUGCUAGAGUCCUGUCUGGCAGAGGCGGCGCCAGGGCUACGCUGUUUGGCUACGCCGCUGCUGUCAUGACGCUUAGCAAGACGGUUCUGUACUGGGCAAACGAGUACUACAGCGGCUUUGACAACAUUGGCCACAACCCCCUCAAUGAUCUCAUCCUCCUCUGGAUCAUCCCCAACGGUGCUUGGCUCGUUGGCCCGACUUACAUGAUCUGGUCUAUUGGCGGUGACCUCAUCAACAGCCUCAAUUCCACCUCACGCUCAAAGAGAGACUAAACGGACUCAUUAAACGCGAUUGGGUGAGAUUUUUUUUAUUUACUGCGUUUAGGACACGAGCAGUCUAAAAAUA
Molecule: messenger RNA, 1100 nt
Organism: Trichoderma asperellum CBS 433.97
Lineage: Eukaryota; Fungi; Ascomycota; Sordariomycetes; Hypocreales; Hypocreaceae
Source: RefSeq, a predicted model, not a curated record